AUGGAUAAGAUUCUUGAAGCCAUUCUGAUGUCCUCCUACCCCGAUCACAUGAAACAAGGGCUGGUGAGGCGAGUCAUAGAGGCUUCGAAGCAGUCGAUGGACAGCGAGCAGUGCUGGCUGAUGCUUGAGCUCUCGACCAAGCUUUUCCUGGUGGGCGACACCAAGUUCAAGAGGUCCGUCGGCAAAGAGGUCCUGGAAGCCUACGGCCAUUACCACCGGGAAGCCUUUGAAGAGUUCUUCAACGCCCGUUUCCUCCUGAGCCUCUUGCAAGAGGGUUAUGGGCCUCUCGGGAAGAGGAGCGUUUACGUGCUGGAUUAUAUCCACCUGGGGCUGCCCUUUGUCUCGGACGGCCCCUCAGCCAACGACAUCUUCAGCCUGCUCAGGACGGAGGUUCUCCGGAAAGUCUGCGAGAGGCCGGGCCUGAAGCAGUGUGUCAGAAUCAGCAAGCUCUUAACCCAGUACCCGCAGUGUAUCCCCAUGGGCAAGCGCCAAGCCCUCUUUUGCCAGCAGCUUGUAAGGUGCAUCGGGCAGUUCCGUCCUGCCUCGGGAAGGGAGGAGGCCAUUGUCGACUUCCUGGACCAGGUGAUCAAAGUCAGCGCCUUGCUGCAGAAGAUCUGGAAGACUCAGGUGUCUUCCAUUCUCCCGUCCCUGAAAGAGCUCUUCACUAUCAUCUCUUCGACAGAUGAGCAGGACCCUCCAUCGAUUGCCUUAGCCAGCGUGGUCCAGUAUGUUCCCCUAGAACUCAUGGAUGGUAUCCUUAGAAACCUCACCAACGACGACAGCAUAACGGAUGUACAGAUGAUGAUGGCAAUUGGCAGGAUGAUUGAAUGGGUGUCUUGGCCUCUGGGGAAGAACAUAGACAAAUGGAUCAUAGCGUUGCUGAAGGGUUUGGCUGCGGUGAAGAAGUUCAGCAUCUUGAUUGAAAUCACGCUGUCCAAAAUUGAGAGGGUGUUUUCCAAGCUGCUGUACCCCAUUCUGCGGGAGGGAGAACUCUCUAUCCUGCGUUAUAUGCUGUUGAGCUUCCAGCACUCCCACGAGGCAUUUCACUUGCUUCUCCCACACAUCCCGAGGGUGGUUGCUGCCCUCCACAAGGAAAACUCCAACUCUGCGGCGAGCUGCCUGGAACAGCUGGCUGAGCUAAUCCACUGCAUGUUCUUCCGGUUCUCAGGAUUCCCAGAUCUCUACGAACCUGUCGUGGAGGCGAUAAAAACUCUCCCGAUUCCAAAUGAAGACCGAAUCAAAUAUCUGCUCGGACAGAACGCCUGGACUUCCCAGAAGAACGAACUGGCCAGCUUUUAUCCUCGACUGGCUUCCAAAUCUGAAACGGGGAAAAUAGGGUUAAUCAACCUGGGGAAUACCUGCUAUAUGAACAGCAUAAUCCAAGCACUCUUCAUGGCCUCUGACUUCAGGCGUUCAGUGUUGAGCUUAGCCGAAAACAGUUCCCAGCCCCUGAUGGCGAAGCUGCAGUGGCUGUUUGCCUUUCUAGAGCACAGCCAGCGGCCUGCCAUCUCUCCCGAAAGCUUUUUCUCUGCUUCCUGGCCUCCCUGGUUCACAAGAGGAGCUCAGCAGGACUGCUCCGAAUACCUCAAGUACCUGCUCGAUCGGCUUCAUGAAGAAGAGAGAACAGGAAGGCGAAUCUGCCAGAAGCUCAAAGAGUCCACACUGAUAUCUCAGGCUGAGCAACAGCAGCCAGCAAACAAGACUUUAAUUGAAAAAAUGUUUGGGGGCAGAAUUAAGACGAAAAUCCGAUGUCUGAAGUGCCUGAAAGUCUCCUCCAGAGAAGAAGCCUUCACAGACCUCUCCUUAGCUUUCCCACCAGCUGAUAAUCAUGUGCCUAUAGCCAGUAGCAGUACCUCUCUUUUACCGGUAGAAACUUUGGGGCCUGGAAUUCAAGAGACUCCUUCCCCCCCGAGAGCUGAGCAAGACGCUACCGGCGCAAAGCCCGACGAAGAUUCGGUGUUGGCUCUGAGGGAGCAAAUUCGUGGGCCCACAGCCUCCAGAUCCGUCCCUGACCUGAUAAAUUAUUUCUUAUCGCCCGAGAUGCUGACGGCAGAGAACCGCUAUCACUGUGACAACUGCGCUUCCCUUCAGGACGCGGAGAAGCUGGCCGAACUGACGGAGGGGCCUCACUACCUCAUCCUCACCCUGCUGAGGUUCUCCUUUGACCUGAGGGCCAUGAGGAGGAGGAAGAUCCUGGACAACGUCUCCGUCCCGCUGGUGUUGAAGCUUCCGGUCCUGGCGUCCUCGGAGGAGCCGAGCGGCGGCGCGAACCCGCCACGGAGCACCUCGGCACGCAAGGCCUUCGCUUCGGUGGUGUACGACCUCUGCAGCGUGGUGGUGCAUUCCGGGGUCUCCUCAGAGAGCGGCCAUUACUACUGCUACGCCCGGGAGUGCGAGGACGCGGCGGCCGAAAGCAACCCGAAGGAUGCCUCUCGGAGCGGCGCCCCAGAGAAACCUCCGGACGUUGCGAUCCAGUGGUACCUCUUCAACGACACCAGAGUCUCGUUCUCGUCUUUCGAGUCCGUCAGCAACGUGACAUCCUUCCUACCCAAGGACACGGCUUACCUGCUGUUCUACAGGCAAAGGGCGAGCCAGUCGAGAGACGUGGGGCGUGGGGCCACUGGAGAGUCCGGCCGGGUGAAUGGAGACCUGCAUUCUCCAGACAAAAGCCUGAUGGAAGCCAUUUCGAAGGAUAACAUCCUGUACUUGCAGGAGCAAGAAAAGGAAGCCCGAAGCAGAAGUGCCUACAUCUCGGCCUUGCCCAAAUCCCCUCUGUGGUGGAAAGACUUUGAUGGGGACGAUGACGAUAGCUCUUCGGGGGGUUGUGGGCACGACCCCGGUGGAGGAGGGUCAAGCUCUUUUCACGGACUCGUCUUCUAGCCAUUGUUGACCCGACACAAAAUGGCCGACACUGUCACCACCAAGCAAGGCUCUACUGUGCUCAACGAUCCUUUGGCCUUUUUAAACUUCUUAGCAACAGGAGAGCUAGGCCCACCGUGGCCGAGACAGAGCACCACAACCGUUUGAACGGCCUGGCCCUACCGCUCCACGGAAUUCUGGGAAAUGUAGUUCUCUGAGGGGUGCUGAGGAGGGAAUUCUCCGCUCCCUCACAGAACUACACUUCCUAGGACCGGCAGAAAGACUGAAUUCAAAGUGUACUGAGGUACUUGCGAAAGGGUGGGAAAUCCUUCUGCGAAACCCGAGAGGGGUGUCUUUUCAGGGAGGACAGUGCAGCAAACUGGACUCGUAGGCAUUUCUACUGACAGGAACCCUUGCCCUGAGAUACCUUUUAAAAGCGGAGCGGUGGGGUGUUCUGAACCCC
Lacerta agilis (Sand lizard) is the source of this 3322-nucleotide messenger RNA. RefSeq names its product ubiquitin specific peptidase 35 (gene USP35). Gene Ontology annotation, cellular component: cytosol; nucleus. Gene Ontology annotation, biological process: ubiquitin-dependent protein catabolic process; protein deubiquitination. NCBI's taxonomy places the organism in Eukaryota, Metazoa, Chordata, Lepidosauria, Squamata, Lacertidae. Gene Ontology annotation, molecular function: cysteine-type endopeptidase activity; cysteine-type deubiquitinase activity. The coding region runs from base 1 to 2880 and encodes 959 amino acids. The transcript is spliced from 10 exons. The record is from RefSeq and is a predicted model, not a curated record.